GGCAGAUUGAUCGACGGGCGAUGAAAUCAUCGAACCAGUGUUUUUUCUCCCCUCGAACUAGAACUGGUCUGCAGAUUUUGAAGGUUGUGGUCUCACGUUGCGACGGCGUAACUCUAAAAAGGAGGGAAUUGUGGAGGAAUUGGAGGUUAGUGUGGUGUUUGAUUUGUAUUUCUGUUGCCUGGUCUGUGUUUUUUGUCUCUGUUUUUUAUUGCUUGCAUUCUUUUUCUCCUAGUUACUAUUACUACCCUAUAUCAUUACAAUACUCCGGUUGAGAUCGAUCGCUACAGGGAUGGGACAGUGACAACAACUCAUAAUGACAUGGUGAUAAUGCAAACUCUUCUCUUCUAAACAGUUACACUCCUUUUUGUCUGGUUUUCGCUUUCUUUUCACUCCUUUCUUUCCCUUUUACUAAGUGUUCUGUGUCCUUGUUGUAUUGCAUUUGCCACCCAUCUCUAAGGUGAACUGGUUGGUUACCAUGGAGCAACAAGACACCACCAACAUUUCCCUCAUCGACAACACUAUCCCCCCAGAACUCCAGCAACAGGAUCCUGAAAUUUUCCGUCGAACAUCCACAACUCUCUCUAGGAGUUCCUCUACCCGACGAUGGUCCAGGCCUUCGGUCAGGGGUGAACUCCAGAAACGGAAAUACGCAAAGUGGCAGCCGCAUAAGUUAGGGAUUACCGAUGAUGCUCCUGGGGGUAAUAUCAAUGGGAACGGAAAUGGAAGUGGGCAGGAUUCGCGACGCAUGUCUCUGGUAGAUGCGCGACGGUGGUCUACAACGGAUGGGUUGAGCACAGGAGAGAGCGGGCCGUCAUCGCCAUCGAGGAAUGCGAGUGUCGAUGCGACGGAUUUCGGGAGUGAUGGGAUUGAUAAUAUUAUCACCAAUGGGACGAACGCCAACGGCAGUACCAACGGCAGCGGCAAUGCCAAUGGACAACAACCCAAUGUCCCAGCCAGCACCAAACCCACCAGCGAACUAGACAUUCUCUACGAAAACCAACGCGGCUGGUUCCUCUUCGGCAUCCCCCUCUACUCACACAGCUCCCUCCUCAACUUUGACCCAAGCGCUUGGGUCACACGCGACCUAAAAGACAGCCCCGUCAACAUCACGAAUGCGCAACUCCCCGAUCCAAGCUGGGAAUGGGCCUGGCAGACCUGGUACGUCGACAUGUCGAGCGACGUCGACGAGCAGGGGUGGCAGUACUCGUUUUCAUUCUCUUCCUCUGCAUGGCACGGAUCGCAUCCCUGGUUUCACUCGUUUGUUCGUCGUCGACGAUGGGUGAGGUUACGGGUGAAACGCGCUUCGAUGGAAAGGUAUCGUGGUCGGACUGGGUUUGAGGAGGCACAUAUGCUCACGGCGGAUUACUUUACCAUUCACUCUGGGAGGAGGAAGAGAGUUUCUAGUGUUGCGGAUAUGUCGCGUGUGCCGUCGACGUAUGUUUCGGGGCAGGGACUAAUAGAUGAGGUGCCACCAUUGGAGGAGAUUGGGAAUAUACCCACUUUGAUGUAUGCGCUGAAGAACGCCAUCGUGGAUCGGGAGAAGAUCGAUGCGUUGAAGCGGUUUAUCGAUGACGGUGGAGAUGAAAUCUACUAUCUAGAUGAAAAGAUCCCCGAAAUAAUGUCCAUCUUCGUCUUCCAAACCUCCCGCUGGCAAUUCCUCACCCACCUCCUAACCACCAUAACCGAUCUCUCCCAGCUCAUCCCUCAAAAAACGGGCAAAGAGACAAUCGAACUUCAACGCAAACAAGAAAACCUCGCCAAAGCCGCAGAAGCUAUCCGCAACAACAUCACCGGCCCCGAACUCGUUGCGGACCACCACCACAUGCUCGAUUUAACCCCGAUUUCAAAGUCGAAGGAGGGGAGUCUGCUGUCGAAGAGGAGUAGCGUUAAGGUGAAGGAUUUGGAAAAUGUGAGGCCCGUGGGUAAUGGGGGUGUUAUUAAGGGGAUUCCGAAGGAGGCAGAGGUUGGGAGGGAAGGGCAUAUCUAUCAGUACACGUCUUAAGUGGGCAUUUACACUGCAUUUUGUAUUUUUAUGGGGUUGGUUUGGUUUACUUUGGUGUUGGAAGGCGUUGGUUCAUUGGACUGACUAGCACUUGAUAUUAUUCGCAUAUAAUGAUAUACCUUAUUUCGAC
Aspergillus ruber CBS 135680 is the source of this 2132-nucleotide messenger RNA. RefSeq lists its product as uncharacterized. The record is from RefSeq and is a predicted model, not a curated record. Bases 476 to 2002 code for a protein of 508 amino acids. Lineage: Eukaryota; Fungi; Ascomycota; Eurotiomycetes; Eurotiales; Aspergillaceae. The transcript has 2 exons. Gene Ontology annotation, cellular component: membrane.